Vitis riparia (riverbank grape) is the source of this 574-nucleotide messenger RNA. Its product is annotated as cx9C motif-containing protein 4. The transcript has 2 exons. The coding region runs from base 39 to 230 and encodes 63 amino acids. The record is from RefSeq and is a predicted model, not a curated record. Lineage: Eukaryota; Viridiplantae; Streptophyta; Magnoliopsida; Vitales; Vitaceae.
AUGACACAGAGGGUUGAAUUUUGAAAGAGAGAGGAGGGAUGCCAAAGCAGAGUAAAGAACCCUGCAAGAAGGAAGCUUGUGAUAUUCAAGCUUGUCUCUCCAAGAACAAUUUCCUCCCCCAAAAGUGUCGUGGAGUGAUUGAAUUGCUGCAGUCUUGCUGUGAGAAAUGCGAGUACAACUCAACACAUUGCGGUUCUGUCUCUGACCUUCUGAAGCAGAAGCCCAAAUAACAGCCUGUUGCUGUGUUUCAGUCAAAGACAGAUAAUUUUUGGUUUUGUUCUUCUCUUUUGUCUCCUUUGAGUCCAGGAUGACACUGCAGAACUGAAACCUUUGUGCAAUGAUUUGAUUCCUUAUUAUAUCUCAACAAUGGCGGCCAAGAAGCUGAUUCCAUACAAAGAUCUAACAACAAGAGGCAGAUGAGAGGUAAAAAUGGAAUUCGUUAUUCAGCAGAAUUUGAAUAUAAGAAAAUAUGCAAUAAAAUUUCUGGAAGAGCAUUUUGACAGUUAAAUUUUCAUGAUCUAAACCUUGGAGGGUAGUUUGCAAUAACAGAUGGGAAUGCUGUCCUUUCUUUUUU